Sabethes cyaneus is the source of this 2201-nucleotide messenger RNA. Its product is annotated as organic cation transporter protein-like. The transcript has a single exon. Gene Ontology annotation, biological process: transmembrane transport. The record is from RefSeq and is a predicted model, not a curated record. Bases 96 to 2201 code for a protein of 701 amino acids. NCBI's taxonomy places the organism in Eukaryota, Metazoa, Arthropoda, Insecta, Diptera, Culicidae. Gene Ontology annotation, molecular function: transmembrane transporter activity. Gene Ontology annotation, cellular component: membrane.
AAUUCUAAGUGUUGUGUUAGAAAAAUCAUAAAUCUGUGUAACAGUGAUUGUUCUAUAGUAUCUAGAUUUUAUCAGAUAAGUUUUAAACCAACCAGAUGGUUCACAAGAUGGCACCGAAGCCACAAGAAAAUAUACCGGCAGUGCACGCCGAGGACAGCGACUUGUCAGGGUCGCUGAACAACGCUAGCAGUCUGGGAAAUCUUAGCAAUAAUCUGAAGCUUAACGGUUUCAUCAAUAAUGGUUUUGUGUCGGAUUGCACAGUCAAUACGGAUAAGCAGGGUCAGACAACGGAUCUCGAUUCGAAGGCUAUCGCUAAAAACGGCAAAAAUACCGGAGCCAAUACCGUCAUACAGGAGAAAGCGAUCGUCGAUUUCGACGAUUUGCUACCCCAUAUAGGCGAGUUCGGACGAUAUCAGAAGAUCCUGUUUCUACUGAUGAUUCCGUUUGCAUUCUUCGUGGCGUUUGUAUAUUUUUCUCAAAUUUUCAUGACGGUGGUGCCGGAGGAACACUGGUGCUACGUGCCGGAACUGGAACAUUUAUCUGUGGAAGAAAGACGUGCCUUAGCUAUUCCGAUUCAAUAUGAACACGGAACUGAAUUUGACGACGGCGCUGCUUCCUACAGCAAAUGUUCGAUGUACGCGGUAAACUUCACCGAAGUGCUGGCCAACAAUAUCCGCAAGGCAGACCCAACGUGGCCGACGCAACCCUGCCAGCACGGAUGGGAGUACAACUUUACCGAUGUGCCAUACAAAACAGCUGCCACCGACUUCGAAUGGGUGUGCGAGUACUCGUACCUGUCCACGCUGUCACAGUCGAUCUUCUUCGUGGGUGCCAUCGUGGGUGGACUGCUGUUCGGGUGGAUUGCUGAUCGUUACGGUCGGAUACCGGCACUGGUCGGUUGCAACGUGAUUGGAUUCGUAGCCGGCGUGUGGACCGCUUUCGUCCUUAACUUUUGGCAGUUCGCCUUAUGUCGGUUUCUCGUCGGAUUUGCAUUUGACAACUGCUUUACCAUGAUGUACAUUUUGGUUCUGGAGUAUGUGGGUCCGAAAUGGCGAACAUUUGUCGCCAAUAUGUCUAUUGCACUGUUUUUCACCGCGGCGUCUUGCGGUCUACCGUGGAUUGCUUACUACAUUGCCGAUUGGAAACUGUUCGCUAUUGUUACCUCGGCACCUCUCCUGCUAGCCAUAUUCACACCAUUUCUCGUACCCGAAUCAGCACGUUGGCUGGUGUCUCAAGGAAAAGUGGAUAAGGCUCUUCGCAUUCUCAAGAAAUUCGAAAGGAUUAACAAAAAGACAAUUGAUGCCAAAGUGUAUCAGGAAUUUAGCGACAGCUGUGUUCGUCUCCAGGAAGAGGAAGCUGUUAAUAGCAACUACUCGGUGCUUGAUCUGUUUAAGACGCCACGAUUGAGGAAUAUCACUAUUCUGCUGAUCGUCAUCUGGAUGGCCAUCUCAUUGGUAUUCGAUGGGCACGUCAGGAACGUCGGCUCACUUGGGUUAGAUCUAUUUUUCACAUUUACGGUUGCAGCUGCUACCGAGCUGCCAGCCGAUACUUUUCUCACUUUGACUUUGGACCGAUGGGGUCGCCGUUGGCUGGCCUGCGGAACGAUGGUGGCUAGUGGAGUUUUCAGUUUGCUUGCCACUGCUGUACCUAUGGGUGCAUAUUCUGCUACGCUGGCAAUUCUCGGUCGGUUCAGUGUAAAUAUCUCUUACAACAUUGGGCUGCAAUAUGCUGCCGAACUUCUACCAACGGUCGUCCGCGCUCAGGGCGUGGCUUUCAUUCACAUUAUGGGUUACGUGGCUAGUAUUGUAGCCCCAUUCGUGGUCUACCUGACGCAUAUUUCCCCCUCCAUGCCAUUGAUCGUGUUAGGCAUCAUCGGAGUGGUGGGAGGUGUGCUUUCCCUAUUUUUGCCCGAAACACUCGGACAUGAUUUGCCACAGACGCUGGCAGAUGGAGAAGACUUUGGACGAGGGCAAAAAAUUUGGGACUUUCCAUGCAUGACAAAAAAAAUAGACGAUGACGUCGGUGACCUUCCGGUGCAGCGUUUCACCCGUGCUACAUCAAAGAACUCGAUCGGUGCUUCGCUGCGUGCAUCAACUCGUGGAGAGCUCAGCUCCAGUAUGCUGAACCGUUCGAUCCGAUCGCGUGCUUCAACUCGAUCUCAGCAGCAACCACGACUUGACCAGUUAACAGAACACGUCUGA